Molecule: messenger RNA, 688 nt
Organism: Limulus polyphemus (Atlantic horseshoe crab)
Lineage: Eukaryota; Metazoa; Arthropoda; Merostomata; Xiphosura; Limulidae
Product: peptidylglycine alpha-hydroxylating monooxygenase-like
Exons: 8
Biological process (GO): peptide metabolic process
Cellular component (GO): extracellular region; membrane
Molecular function (GO): oxidoreductase activity, acting on paired donors, with incorporation or reduction of molecular oxygen, reduced ascorbate as one donor, and incorporation of one atom of oxygen
Source: RefSeq, a predicted model, not a curated record
AAAAGCUCUAAGUCUGAGCUUUUCUGUUUUCACGUUAAUCCACGUAGACAAGUUUUUAAAUGGAGCCACAGACAAUUCCGGUGUAAUUCUAUCCACACUACCAGCAACAACGAAAAAGGUGAACAAGCGAGCAGCUAUCUUGCUUUUGGGUACAGGUGGAACUAUUCCAGCUCACAGAGAAGAGCACAUGGAAACAGCGUGUUCCAUACAUGAACCGAUCACUCUUCAUCCAUUUGCAUUUCGAACACAUACCCAUAAACUUGGAAAAGUAGUAGCAGGUUAUGUGAUAAGACAAAAUGGAAGUUGGGAACGUAUUGGGAAACAUGACCCGUUAAAACCACAGAUGUUUUACCCCGUCAAUAAAGACAUGUCUAUUUUUCAAGGAGAUAUUGUAGCCGCUCGUUGUACGAUGAACAACUUCAGAGACAUCACCACCCGAAUAGGAUCUACAGGGAAGGACGAAAUGUGCAACUUUUAUAUGAUGUAUUACGUGGACGGAGAUCGCAUAUUGAAAGACAAAUUCUGCUUUUCGGCCGGUCCACCAAUGUACCGUUGGCAAUACGACCUAUCUAUAGGCCAUAUUCCGCCAGAAAUUGAUUCCGAUGCUAGUACUCUUGAUGUAGAAUGAUUUCAUUUUAUUAUUGUCUUUGUGUGUUUUCAGUUGUUAUAAAGUUAUUCUUUCAAAUUA